This is a messenger RNA of Thermothelomyces thermophilus ATCC 42464, 4085 nucleotides long. RefSeq lists its product as uncharacterized. Gene Ontology annotation, cellular component: membrane. Bases 100 to 3918 code for a protein of 1272 amino acids. Gene Ontology annotation, molecular function: ABC-type transporter activity; ATP hydrolysis activity; ATP binding. The transcript is spliced from 15 exons. NCBI's taxonomy places the organism in Eukaryota, Fungi, Ascomycota, Sordariomycetes, Sordariales, Chaetomiaceae. The record is from RefSeq and is a predicted model, not a curated record. Gene Ontology annotation, biological process: transmembrane transport.
GGUUGCAGCGCUGGGUUUGAACCUGCUCAUGUACCUGGAGCAACGCCGGGCGACCAAACCCUCGGACUCGGCAACGUUGUACCUGCUCGCGUCAGUGCUAUGCGACUCGGUAGCUCUGACAGUGCCCUCUGCAGUCCGCCGGCCCCCACCUGCUCGGUGUUUGCUGCACACCUUGCUACUGGUCCUCGAGUGCUUCCUACCGCGGGCCAACCAGCCGGGUACUCCCCGGGAGAACCAGGCGCCGGAGGACAAUGCCUGCUCCUCAGCUACGACUCGCCACCCCUCCCCCGAGAUUUGAGCGCGAAACUAUUCAGACAGGCUAUGGUUGAGUCGUGGAACCGGCGAGCGAGACCCGAGACAAAGGCGGCAUUGCCCCUCGCCUUGUUGAGGUGUAUCCGACGGCCCUUUGUAGCUCCGAUCAUACCUCGGCUCUUUCUGAUUCUCUUCCGAUAUUCCCAGCCGGCUUUGAUCCGACGGUCCAUUCAGUUCGUAACUGAUGACGUUCCCUCAGCUGCUGGUGUGGAAACUCGAGGUUACUGGCUCGUGUUUUCGGCUGUAACCAUAUAUGUUGGUCUUGCUGUCUCGACGGCAGCAUACCAACACAGGCUGAAUAAGCUCAGAGUGGUGACCAAGAGCGCGCUCGUCGGUAUCAUUCACCACAAAACUAUCAGCUUGCCUAGUGCGACACAUGACAACAGCGAAGCAGUUACCCUCAUGAGCACUGAUGCUGAUGGAUUGGAUGGGGCGGCCGAAAUGUUCCACGAGACAUGGGCUCAAAGUCUGGAGGUGGUCAUUGGAAUCUUUCUAUUGUCUCGAGAGGUCGGCUCGAUCUGGCCUCUUCCCCUGAUCCUUAUAUUCUUGUGCUCUCGCAUGAGCCGCUACGUGGCCAAGCACUUAGGGCCUCGCCAGAAUGCCUGGAAUACCGUAACGCAACAACGUGUGGCAGCGACAAGCUCUAUGCUCAGUUCCAUGAAGGUCAUCAAGAUGCUGGGACUGCAGCACUGUAUGGCCAGCUUCACACGUCGUCUGCGCGAGGAGGAGCUGAAAACAGCAUCGAGAGUCAGGUGGAUCAUGGUGUAUUACAAUGCCAGCGCUAAUCUAUUGGGCAUAUUUUCUCCCGCAAUUACCUUGACGCUCUCUGCCCUUGCCGCCGCGCGACGUGGCCUUGCCCUGAACGCGGAGACGGCAUUCACUUCAAUGGCCAUUUUGAGCAUGGUCACGCACCCUGCCAACAUGGUCAUGACCAUUGUGCCCCGCGCAGUUGCGGCAUUCGCGGGACUUGAGAGAAUCCAGGCCUAUCUCCUUAAACCGCGGUUGCUCGACGGAAGACAGACCCGACCGUCGGCGGGAGAAACAGCUGGUUUGGCGAUCAAGGUGCACGAUGUUGUGGUUGGCGAACAUCAUUCGAUUCUGAACGGUGUGAGCAUUGGGGUGAACUACGGCUCGUUAGUCAUCCUCUCAGGCCCAGUUGGGUCAGGCAAGUCGACGCUGCUUCGGGCGAUCCUGGGGGAGAUCCGUCCUGUCCAUGGUUCGAUUCAGGUGGCAUCACGACGGAUGGCCUACUGCUCCCAGCAGCCAUGGCUUCCUAACGGGAGUAUUAAGCAGGCUAUCUGCGGCAUGGACGACAACCAAGACGAUAUUCAAUGGUAUCAGCGUGUUCUGGAAGCUUGUUGUCUCAGCCACGAUCUCGAGCUUCUACCCGAUGGCGAUGAGACGGAGAUCGGAAGUGGCGGCCUUAACCUCUCAGGCGGGCAGAGACAAAGGGUGGCCCUGGCGCGUGCAUUGUUUGCCCGAUGUGACAUUGCCCUGCUGGACGAUGUUUUCAGUGCUCUAGAUGGAGACACCGAGAUGCGAAUCUUUCGAAACUUGUUUGGGCCAACAGGACUCUUCCGACAGUUGAACACAGCGGUAGUCCUGGUUACAAAUUCCGCACAAUUUUUUCCACCCGCCGACCUCAUCCGGGUUCUUGAGGGCGGUAGCAUAAAAAUACAAGGCUCCUGGGAAGAAAUAAGACACAAGGCCCACUCCUCGAUAUCCAAGUUCAGUCUUCAGCAUCAGAACGACCGCGUCGUUGCUCCCGCCCCGCUUUCCAACUUUACAAAGUUGAAUGCUCAACCUCAAAUCAGACAAGAAGCAAAGGCUGAUCUCGUCAGGAAGACAGGGGAUCUGGGGCUCUAUUGGUACUACUUCCGCUUUGUUGGCCUGUUCAACCUUGCUCUCCUCGCCGGCUGCACCGCAUCUUACUCCUUCUUCAUCACCCUUCCGCAGCAAUGGCUUAAGCUGUGGACGGAAUCCAGCGGCCAGAACCAAGUCUUCUAUGUACUCGGUUUCAUCCUGUUGUCACUGUUAUCAUGGACUUCCACCAAUGGGACAAUGUGGUCGGCGGUGAUUCGGAUUGCCCCUCAUUCUGGGCUGAUAAUUCACCAACACCUCCUCACUAUUGUUUCGAAUGCCCCUCUGUCGUUCUUUUCCAACAACGACAACGGCUCCAUUCUCGCCCGGUUCACUCAAGAUAUGCAGCUCAUCGACAAGCAGCUUCCUUCUGCACUGGCCAACUUGGGGAACCAAAUCUUCAAACUCUUGGCGCAGGUCUUACUGCUGUGCAUAGCACAGAGGCGGCUCGCCUUAUCUCUCCCAGUGUGUGGAAGUCUGGUCUGGAUCAUCCAGAAGGUCUACCUCAGGACAUCACGGCAGCUUCGGUUUCUGGAAUUGGAAUCUCGUGCAGCGGUGCUAUCAAGCUUCCUCGAGUCGGUGGAAGGUCUUGAGACGAUACGAUCGUUUGGUUGGCUCAGCGAAAUAACUGACCAGAACAAUAAGCGAUUGGAGGACUCACAGCGUCCUGAGUACCUCCUCAUGUGUCUCCAGCGAUGGCUAAAUCUGGUUCUCGACAUGAUCGCCGCUACGGUAGCGAUAGGCAUCAUUGCAGCCGCCGUCGCCCUUCGCGGACAGAUUCAGGCCGGACAAGUUGGAGUGGCACUCAAUAUCAUGCUUGUGGCCAACACGACUUUGCUACGGCUGAUCGAAUCGUGGACAAGUUUAGAGGUUUCUCUAGGUGCGAUUGCCCGGUUGCAGGCGCUUGAAACAACGACGCCGUCUGAAUUCGACAAAAACGCCAUCUUUGAGCCACCCCGUGGGUGGCCGACUCGAGGACAAGUCGAGUUUAAGGGUGUUACCGCGGUAUACAACGCCGAAGCCGUCGCCUUGCGGGGUGUGACCUUGACGAUCAACGCAGGCCAGAAAAUAACGAUCUGCGGCAGAACUGGCAGUGGCAAGAGCUCCUUUCUCCUGGCGCUCCUCAGGAUGCUGGAUGUGCAAUCAGGCAGUAUCGAACUUGACGGCGUCAACAUCGCCAAAAUCCCGCGUGACUUUCUGCGGCAGCGGUGCUUCGUGACGGUAUCACAGGACGGGUUCCUUCUACCCAGUGAAACACUUCGCUCCAACCUCGAUCCGGAACGCUUACUUGGCGACGACUAUAUCAUCAUCGACACUUUGAAGAGGGUUGGUCUCUGGUCACAUUUCUCUCCCGCGGGCCAGUCUUCCAAGGAGUAUUAUCGCGGUGAUGGGCACCCGAUUCUAGAUCAGAAGUUAUCGUCCUUCUCAGCCUUCUCAGCUGGCCAAGCCCAGAUCUUCACCCUCUGCCGGGGAAUUCUCAAGGCCGAAGCUCUACGAGCCGACGGCGGGCGGCCCGUGGUACUUCUUGACGAGGUCACAUCUGCCCUGGACUCAAGCACGGAGUGGGCUGUGCAAAGAAUUUUCGAGGCUGAAUUUGCAGCAAAAGGGCAUACCAUCAUCAUGGUUUCCCACCGUCUAGGGCAGCUAUCCGAGUUUAUGCGUCCGAGAACGGAUCUUGUUGUCCGCAUGCGGGAUGGGAGGUUGGAGAGCGCUGUGAGCGACUUGAAAGGAGCGGCAGGAGAUUGAGAGUCCUUAGAGAAGAGAGCGGAAUAAUUGCUGCAGAUAUCUACGACGCCAUCAAGUGUUUCGAACGCAUCGUGAUAGCUCAGCCAGAGAGACUUUUCCAACGGCGUAGCAAGGGUAUCUUUUCGACAGCACUCCAUUACGGCGAGCGGACUCUUCAAAAUAUUGAG